CCGGAUGUGUGGAAUCUGGUGAAAAUGUAACAAAUACAACUUACGUUUUCUCCAGGAAGAAUCUUAAGAGGCCUAUUGCUCAUCUUCCGUGUCCUGGAAAGGCAACACUUGCUGUUCGCUGCUGUCCUGUCUACUUUGAAUUGAGGCCGGUGGUAGAAGCAGACAGAUCGUCCCAGGAGCCAGGGGUGGAGCUGAUCAGUCUGCCCUACCGCCUGGUGUUCGCUGUGGCCUCAGAGGACUCGGUGCUUCUGUACGACACCCAGCAGCCCUUCCCUUUUGGUUAUGUGUCUAACAUACAUUACCACACCCUGAGUGACAUCUCAUGGUCCAGCGAUGGGGCCUUCUUGGCCAUUUCUUCCACGGAUGGUUAUUGUUCAUUUGUGACAUUUGAGAAAGAUGAACUUGGAAUUCCUCUGAAAGAGAAGCCAGUUUUGAGCAUGAGAACUCCUGAUACAACAAAGAAAACUAAGAGUCAGACGCACCAAGGGUCUUCGCCAGGACCCAGACUGGUAGAGGGAACACCCACCAGCAGAACCCAAGACCCUAGCAGUCCCUGUACAACCCCCCCUCAGGCCAGACAGUCUCCAGCCCCAGCAGCAAUCAAGGACACUCCCUCAAUCCCUCCUGGUAUCAAAAGCUCCUUGCCUGGGCCUUCAGAGGAGAAGACCUUGCAACCCAGUAGUCAAAACAUGAAAGCCCACCCAUCCCGGAGGGUAACUUUGAACACAUUGCAAGCUUGGAGCAAGACAACACCCCGGAGAAUAAACUUAAUACCCUUAAAGACAGAUACUUCACCGAAUUCUGUCCCAACCAGUGUAAUUUCAACCCCUUCCACAGAGGAAAUUCAAUCAGAGAUGCCUGGAGACUCUCAGAGCAGUCCUCCAGAGCUGAAACGGCCCCGAAUGGAUGAAAACAAAGGAAACGCUGAAAGUUUGGACCCUUGAUGGCACCUCACCUUCUCCUCAAAGGCCUGACAGACCUGUGUGCACAGGG
Carlito syrichta (Philippine tarsier) is the source of this 993-nucleotide messenger RNA. RefSeq names its product chromatin assembly factor 1 subunit B. The record is from RefSeq and is a predicted model, not a curated record. Gene Ontology annotation, molecular function: protein binding. Gene Ontology annotation, cellular component: CAF-1 complex; nucleus. Gene Ontology annotation, biological process: DNA replication-dependent chromatin assembly; nucleosome assembly. The transcript has 6 exons. The annotation marks the transcript as partial. NCBI's taxonomy places the organism in Eukaryota, Metazoa, Chordata, Mammalia, Primates, Tarsiidae.